AUGAAGUCGGUGACAUCAUCACCAACAAAAUCUCCCUCAAAGCAAACAGUCGGGUUCUCUCAGAUGCUUCACAAGGGUAAGGACUUUGACUUUGACCAAGAAACAUCACUCAUUAAAGUUGGCCUGCACAUUCACCUCGCUCACGAUGGCACUCCAUGCCCCAGCAGCACUGAAUACACAUCAGACCUGUUUGAAUGGUCAGAUACCGAUGAAAAUAUACACUAUGAUGAUUAUCCGGAGGGAGCUUCCAUUCCACUUGUCACCGACUCAGAUCAUCCGGCUAUCACCAUAGUAGACAAAUCCGGUGUUCACUCUCUAUCCAUCUCAUAUUGCCAGUGCCCCGGUGCUCUCUCCCGGGAUAUGCAGCUCUUUCAAGCAGGCUUGUUUCCGGCAUCAUUCACCAGACCAAAAACUGCAUUCACAUUCUCUGUCUUGGACGACUUUCUGCUAGACAACCUCGAAUGUGGUACAUCAGCCAUGAAUUACUACAGUAAGAUCUGGAGGCUGACCUCGAGCAUAUUUCCAUUGAUGGUUCUAGAUUGCUACAGAGAACUUAUGAGAACUGCCAGGAAGUGGCGCCAAUGCAAGCUUUACAAGUGGCAUGGGUUUGCUCACAAAGAUGGUGAGCCAAAGGCCGGUGAUCUUGCCCUAUUUUGCCCUGCAUGUCCACAACCGGGGAUAAACUUGGACCUGUCGACCGGUACAUCCACCCAGCCAGACAACACACCUUCAUGGCUCUUCACCAGGACUUCAGUCAUGGAUGGUAAUUUCAAAGCCAAGCACCUCCAUCCAGUGAAUCCAUCUAAUGAAGUAUCAUUGAUGGAUGGUCUUGCAUUCAUGGUUGGAGAUGAAAGAUACAAGAGUCAUUUAUUCAAUCAAGCAAACACCUCCCGGCAAAAGCUGGAGGCCACUGGUAUAGGAGGAUGUGCAUGUGCACAGCACAGAUGUUUUGUCCCACAUUCCAUGGUGAAUUUUCAGAAGGGUGAAAGGCAGAUGAACAUGGACUAUGCCUUGAGUCAAGCACUCAACUACAAUACAGAUGGAAUCUCCCACGCCAUAACCUUCUACGACAUAAAUUGUCAGUAUCAUAUGUUUUUGAAGGACCAGGUCGCAUCCAGCAUGUACCUUUCCAUCCCCAUUGGCAUGGACAUCAUUCCUAGAAUUGGUCAUCAGGACAGCUGUUAUGUCCAGUAUACAUCAAAUUUUAUCCGUGGAACCAGCAGGAUUGAUGGAGAGAUCAUGGAAACACUCUGGGCAUCUUUGAACAUAAUCUCUCCAUCGGCUAGGGCCAUGGGGACUCCACAUCGCAAAGAGGUAUUGGAUUAUCAAAUGAAUGAUUGUAACUUCAUUAAAAUGAUACGCAUGAAAAGUUUAAAGAGGCUGCCAGGGGUGCUGAAGAGAGCAAAAAGUCAUUUCAAAAUCUUAAUGAGACAGCUCAUUCUGAUGGUCAUUCUUUGGGAAGCAGAAGAGGCACUUGCUUACAAGAACAGAAUGGAGGAUCCAACAGCCAUGGACAUUUAUGAGGUCCGGUUGGAAAAGGACAUUCAAUUACUGAGAGUGGCCCGACUUAGGGAUAAGCUGCAAACUCAGAUAACAAGUUUUCUUAAGAUGGCAUCUACAUAUCUUGGAUGCAAAGUCGAUGCAAACGAACCGGAUUCUCUGGUAAACAGGGAUCAUGAUUCACCGGAUGAAGAAGAUUAUUCUGAUCUCAAGGAUCAUGAUCAACAUCCGGAUCUGGAAACACAUGCCUCGAUAUUUCAACCAGAGCUUACUAUCGUACCUUUGCCUUCUAACCUUGGUGAAGCCAGAUGCAAGGCAUUGGGUCUAACCGAUCUCAUGAAAGAAGAAACCAUCCUCCGUGAAGGCCAAGCCAAUGAUGCACUACAUGCAAUUAGAGUUCAUUUGGUAGAUAAGGCUGUGAUAUUCUGGGACUCUGUCCGGUCAGCUAAGUCACAAGCCACCUCAACCCAGGCAUGGACUCGAGUUCGUACGGUGGAAGCAGCAGUCAAACUUAAUGCCAGGAUAUACUCAAAAUGCCGGUUGCAGCUAGAUCGACUCCCCAAUCACAACCUCUUGAAGAAAUAUCUUCCGUUGAAGAAAGAACACCUGAAGGCAAGCACUGCAGUGGCUGAUCCAAAUGCACAUGGUCAGAGGAACGCUACCCUUGCAUGGUUCUGGUCGCUUGAUGUUCAGGGUGAUACAGCCGGAAAUGACUGA
Suillus bovinus is the source of this 2217-nucleotide messenger RNA. RefSeq lists its product as uncharacterized. Lineage: Eukaryota; Fungi; Basidiomycota; Agaricomycetes; Boletales; Suillaceae. The coding region runs from base 1 to 2217 and encodes 738 amino acids. The record is from RefSeq and is a predicted model, not a curated record. The transcript has 8 exons.